UUGCAACAUUUUCGGAUUGAACGACAUGUUUCCUUGCAACGUUGCGCAACGUUCUGCAACUGGCUUCAAGUGUACACAGCAGGGUGUUCAGGGAACCCACCGUUUCCGUUUUGCUGCGUUUUCUGUGCGCUGAACUCCGCCCAGAUCUCUCUAUAAAUAGGAUGGGGACUGGAGGGGUUUCAGCCAUUUCUACACAGACCAGGAAUCACGAAUGGCUAAGGAGACAUAAAAAAGUGUGAUCCAGUGAACGAACCUGGUGAAGCUCAACACUCAGAAAAGAAUGAUGAAAGCACAGGAGUACAGUCUGAAAUCAUCUGGAUCAUCUGCAACCAAUGAGAAAGUGAUGGCUGAACUCACACUUGUGUUAAUUGGUGACACAAAUUCCAUUGAGAUUGGAUCAAAAAACAUCUUACUUGACCAUGACGAGCAAGCAAAUGUGGAACAGUUUUCAUCCAAACUGUAUGAUUUGUGUGGUCGGCACAUCUAUGUCAUUAACAUGCUUGGUCUGCAAAACAUUGACAAAUUCCCAUUAUAUCAGGAAGUUCAUGCCUUUAUCUUACUGUUACCAAAUGGUCGGCAUAACAGCCAUUAUAGCUCAGGAGUGCAGUGGUUAGAAAAAGCUUUUGGGAAAAGAUCACUUGCUUAUUUAAUGACAGUUGUGACUCAUGAGUCAGAUGAGAAAUGUGAAAGUGCACUGACAGACCUGAAAGCCAACAGCAGUGAAAAAAGAUACCACACAUGUACCAGAAGUAUGAUGGAUGAAACAGAGAUAACAGCUCUACUGGAAAAAAUAGACGUCAUGGUGUCUGAAAAUGAUCCUCACUGCUACAGUGGACUGAUCUGUGAUGAAAAUAAAGAACACAAAGAAGAGGUCAAUUCCUCAGAGUUUCAGCAAAAUCAAACAGUAGACCAGCUGGAGGAGACUGCAGCUACAUCAGAUGUAAAGUGCGAUCUAGUGAAUGCUAAACACUCAGAUAAGAGUGACAACAGCAGAACAGUUGGAGGAGAAUCUGAUAUCAAGUCUGUAUCAUCUAGAGCCAACGAGAAAGUUAUUUUAUUGUAGGUAUCUUAGAUAUGGAAAUGAGUGGAAACAAGGACGAGCAGUCAGUGAAAAUUUCUGAAGAGAUCAACAGGAAGAAAGAACAUCAAAGAGAAACUGAAACACUGCUUGGCAGACUUCACCUUCAAGACAAACAUCAACAGAAGUUGACACCAGCAGAUUUUCUUAAAAUCGGCCCACCUAUGAAACAGGACCAGGACACAUCUGAGAAAGAUCUAGCUCGUACUUUUCUUCAGAGGUUGAUGAUGUUAGACUACAGAGCCAGAUACAUUCCUGUAAGACAAGACAGACCUGAGGUGAGCCAGUCAAAGCUUGUUCCAGUGUUUGACACUGAGACAGAAGAUGAUGACUUAGAUGCUCUUUUUAGCACCAGUGUAGACUCAGAUCAAUCAAAACAGACUCACGUGCAUCCAGUGGAUGUUCAAAUGGCAGUAUUUCACUGCUCAGACAGCUUCCUUAAGCAGAACAUGAUCACAAAGCUAUCACAAUGUCAGUAUGCCUUACCUUUGCUUGUUCCUGACCCAGUCACAAUGGAGAUUGAAUGCCCUCUGUGGACUUUCAGACAAAUAAUGAAAACAUGGAAGAUAACUCAAAUCAAAGAUGAUUCAAACACUGUCACCAUGAAGAGUAUGCCCAUCUGCAAAGCUGAGACACCCAUGGUGUCAUUUUUCCGCCUGGGUUCACUGUCACUAUCUAAAUCUCAGCUGAUGAACUCUUUGAUCAACGACCGUCACAGCACCUUCUUCCACAGAAACUGCCCAGGUAGCACCAAGUCUCGCCAUCUGAUGGAUGGUGUGGCAGAGAUAGCCUGGUACUGCCCUGCUGGAAAACACAACGAUGCAUUCACUGACUGCAUAGCCUUCUGUAAUCUUCAUGGUGAUGCUCUGUCAACUGACAAACAGCGUGACAUACUGAUGGAAAAAUCUUCAGUCACUGUUGUUCUUGUACCAACUCUGGAAAAAGGUGACAAAAGUUCUAAAGUUAUCUCAGCACUUUACAAGUCUCCAAAGCCUCUCAUUAUUCUCAUUGCUGAUAACGAUGGUGGUGCAGUUCAGUUGAAAAAGGGAAAAUACAAAAUGGGUCUGAAAGACAGAAGCCAGUCAGAUGUUUCUGACGAACUGAAAGGAAUCAUUGGAAACAUUUUGUCUGGACCACAUGCAUCCUUCAAACUUGAAGCCAUGGCUGAGGUCUCUGGAAUCAGAGUGGAUGAAGAAGACAAAGGCUGCCAAAAAGGGAAAUCUGCUGCAAUGAAAAUAGUGAAUUUGCUUCAGGAGAUGGAUGUUUCAAAGAUUAAAGAUAGAUUUCUCCCUUGUCAAGGCCGACUGUGGCAUGAGUGGUGCAAAAUAAACAAAGAACUGUAUCACCUCAGAGGACACAUUGAGAAAGAGAAAGCUGUGAAGCAAAAUAAAUUAAAGCAAAUACGGGACGAUCAAUGCGCUGCUUCCUGCAGUGAACUGAUGACGUUGUUCAUUGAAAGCCUCUCAUCUUUGUCAUCAACAGACAAAGAGUAUUUCCUGAAAUGGACUCAGAUCUUAAUAGAUGCGCUCUCCACAGACGAUCUCUCUUUAAUUCUCCAAAGCUAUGAUGAAAAGUGGUCUGAGGUCUUGGCUUUGAAGAAGAAACAUGACAAAUCUGAUCAGCUUAGAAGAAAGCAAACUGAGCUUGAACAAAUAUCAACAAAUCUACAGUCAGCAACUUUUGGCUUGGAGCACAUCUUUAGAGAAAUGGGACAGAUCUAUGAAGCUCAUGCAUCCCUGCAGAAACAAGAAAAGGAGGGACAGACUGACUGGUCUAAAUACCCUGAGCUGGCUGCAGAGCUGAUGAUAUCAGGACACCCAAUGGAGCUGAUGGAUGGUGAUGCAGGUCAUGUGCCUUUGACAUGGAUCUCCGGUGUUUUAAAUGAAGUCAUCAAGAAACUGGGCGACCAGAAAGUUUUUGUUUUGUCAGUUUUAGGCGUACAAAGCAGUGGAAAAUCCACCAUGCUGAAUGCCAUGUUUGGAUUACAGUUUUCAGUGAGUGCUGGCAGGUGCACCAAAGGUGCCUUCAUGCAGCUGGUCAAAGUGUCAGACGAGAUCAAGCAAGACUUUCAGUUUGACUACGUUCUGGUGGUGGACACUGAAGGUUUGCGUGCUCUUGAGUUGGAAGGUAACGCCACUCUUCACCAUGACAAUGAACUGGCAACAUUUGUUGUUGGUCUGGGAAACAUGACAUUAAUCAACAUCUUUGGAGAGAAUCCAGCUGAGAUGCAAGAUGUUCUGCAGAUUGUUGUUCAGGCUUUCAUGAGGAUGAAGAAGGUUAAACUUUCUCCAAGUUGUGUGUUUGUUCACCAGAAUGUUACAGAUAUUGCAGCUGCAGAGAAAAACAUGGAUGGAAAGAGACGCCUGCAAGAAAAACUGGACCUGAUGGCCCAACUAGCAGCCAAAGAGGAGGUUUGUGAUGCAGAGUGCUUCAGUGACGUCAUUGCAUUUGACGUGCAGAAAGAUGUGAAGUACUUUGCCCAACUAUGGGAGGGAAGUCCACCUAUGGCUCCUCCAAAUCCAGGUUAUAGUGAGAGUGUCCAAGAGCUGAAGAGCAUCAUCCUCUCUAAAGCUUCACAGUCUGCUGGCAUUACUCUCUCACAGUUCAAAGGCAAAAUUCAGGACUUAUGGAAUGCCCUGAUGAACGAACACUUUGUUUUCAGUUUCAAAAACACACUUGAAAUUGCAGUUUACAGGAAACUUGAGGUGCAGUAUGGGAACUGGACCUGGACCCUGAGGAGCGACAUGUUGACCAUUGAGAACCAGCUUUAUACCAGAAUUGAAAAUGGAAAACUUGACAAGGUUGAUCUCAAUUAUCUGUUUAAAGAAAUGAGCCAAACAUAUGGAGAAAUCAAAAAAGCAAUGACAACGUACUUUGAGGACAACAGAGACAAAGAAAUGUUGGUUCAGUGGCGAGGACGAUUUGAAAGCAAAAUCAAGGAGUUUCAUGAUGAACAAGUGGGAGGAGUUAAACGAAAACUGGAAGAAGUUAUCCGGCAGAAGAAUGCUUGUAAAAAGUCAGAUGAUAAGAAAACAGAGUUUGAGAACAAGCUGCUACAAAAGAGCAAAGAGCUCGCUCAUCAGUUAAAAGACAAAGCAAAGGAUGAAGAGGAACUUAAAAGGCAGUUCAACUCUGUUUGGAGCAGCUGGGUCACUGAGCUAACUGCAGAUAUUAAACCUAUUGAGGACAUCAACUUGAAAGAAGAUCAGUUUACUGUCCUUCAAGAGUUUGGUUUUGAGUGGUCUCUUAUAGAUGAAUCCAAAAGCAGUGGCAAGUACAACAACAUGUCAGAGGCUGGCAAUUACAUUCAUUAUGUAACCCUCACAAAGCACCAAGAUGCUUACAGCCAAAUUACUAAAUUUGUUGCAGAAAAAGCUACAAAAGUAGGGCUUUACUUGAAGGAGCAUUUCCAGCAUGAAGAUCAGGAACGGAUCAGAUCCCUCAUUGACGAUGUCGAACAGCAGACCACAGACAUGAUCAAAAGCAAACCUGUCGCUACAAGAGGCUACAGUCCAACUUACUUGCAAGAAAUGGCCAAAAAUGUUCAAACAAAAGUGACAGAAUUUGAAUCAAAGAGGAAAUAUACUCUGAAGAAGAAGUUUACAGUUGACCUCUUGCUGUAUGUGUUUCACAGAGCAGAGAGUUGGCUUUCACAGUCCCAUAAGAAAUUCAAAAUGAACAACGAUGCCCUCACUUAUUUAGAAAACAAGAAGAUGCAAUAUUACAACAUUUUCGGAAGCUUCUGCAGAGGAAGCUCGUCUGCUGUUGUGCUUGGAGGACUGAUCUGUGAAAAGCUGAAGGUUUCCACUGUCGAGGCUGUCUGUAACAAGACUGCCAUUGAUCUCGCUGGAGAGAUGAAGUGCAGUUUCCCAGCAUUCAGUGGGAACAGGCUGAACUUGGAGAAACAUGUGUUGAAGUCACUGGCUGAGAAAGAGGACUUGGAUGGUUUUAUCACCUACAUCCAACACCCAAGGAAGCAAGUUGAGACUUUCAUAAAAGACGAAGUAAAGAAAUACAUCUUCACAGAACAAAGAUAUAAAGCACGAAAUAUACUCAAGAAAAAUGUUGAAGACAUCAAUAAAUGUGUGAGUCAAGCUUUAUUUACUGCAACAGAGGAAGUCAAAAUCCAGAGAGGAGACACAGACAUGUGGGUGGAAGAGUUUUCCAGUUUGUUAAAAGAUGAGUUAACAUUUGACCCCAUUUGUUGUCAAAACUUCAAAGACAUAAACAACUUUGACUUUCUGAAAGAACAGAUAGAGAGAGGCCUUAUAUCCAUCAUGAAGGAAGUGAGCAGCCUCUCACUGGAUAAGAUUGAGGAAUUCAGACUGAAACCUGAUCAAAUCCUCAUCGAUCAGCUGUGUAACUGCUGCUGGGUCACGUGUCCAUUCUGUGCAGCUGUUUGUACCAACACCAUGAAAAAUCACAGUCCAGACAAACACAAUGUCCCUUUUCAUCGCCCCUCUGGGAUCAGGGGAUGGCACGUUAGAAACACAGUGGAACUGGUCAUCGACUUCUGCACAACUUUAGUUGCAAGUGAUGGAUGUUUCUACCCCGAGCAUGAUUCAAAAGAGACUUUUCCUUACAAACGGUAUCAAAAUGCUGGAGAGAAGUAUGCUACGUGGCAGAUUACUCCUGAUGCAUCUAAACUGACAUACUGGAAAUGGUUUGUGUGUCGAUUUCAGGAGCAACUGGAAGACCACCAUAAAUUAAAAUUCCAGGGCAGAGGAGAAAUUCCCAAUGAGUGGAGAAAACACAGUAAAGAAGAAGCUAUUAAAAGUCUGGUUGAAAUGUACAAUCUGUAGUGACCCAGAAACAACCGAGCUCUACUCAAAUAACAGAAGCCCAAAGUGUCUUUAACUGUAUUAGGAGUUUUUGAUUUAAUUGCGGUAUUGAGGAUGAUGCCUUUCCAAAAUGAUUGAUAGUGCAAAUUCAUCAUUUGAUCAAUGUUUUAUUGUCUUAUGUACAGUUUAGUAAGUUGUAGUAUAACAUUAACAGUAAAUAGGAAUCCUGAAAAUGUCCUGAGGCAAAGAAGAGCACAAUGUAUGUGUAAUGACAAAUUAUGUGUUUGUUCGCCUUCAAAGGAUGAUCAUAAAAACAGAGACAGAUUAGGGAAAAGUCAUUUAGGUUUCUGAUCUAAUUAUUAUUUUACAAGAUGAUGAAGAUGCAUGACAUUUGUAUGUGAACAUUUAAACUUGAAAAAUUAUUUAAGUUGUCAGAUAUUAGACGUAUUUUUAUUCCUCUAAAAAAAGUAACGAGCUAUGAUUUGAGUUUUUUUAAAAACCUUUUUACAUGACAGUUCUAAGUUUUAUACUUCUCAAAAAACUUUUUUUGAGAUCAAAGAUCAAAGAAAGGUGUAGGAGUUUAAGCUAAGACAUUUUAUCAGACAUGUGAAUAAUUGAGUUCAUUCUAAAUAACAAAUUACCAUUUUUAUAUUACAGGUCUCAUUAAAAGACAUCAUUACAGGAUUUGUAGUUUUGAUAGAAGUUGUACAUUGUAUCUCUGCAACUGUUUUUUGUAAACUGUUUGAGCAAAGAACUGAGAAUGAAUUGAUGAAGUGUUAUUGAUUAUGAAAAUGCAUGAAACUUGUAUUUGAAUAGGACUUGAGUCCCAUGAUAAGAGAGAGUUGUGAGUUGAGGUUUUGUUAACCUUUUAACUGCAUCUGUUGUCCAACUCAUUUUACAUGUAACAAACAUUUUACUCUUUUACUUUGUUUUUAUUCUGUACUUUACUAAUUUUUUUAAGAUUUGAUAAUUGAUCCAUUAUUUUUCUCAAGUAUUUGGCGUAUUCACUAAUUUCACACUAAUCUAAUUUUAAAUGAUUAUAUUUGAUUUGUAUUUUGUCCAUAUUGGAAUUGGUUUUGUUGUUUUCUCAGUUUGACUCCUUACAUAUAAUAAAUUGAUAUAAUUACUAACAGAUAUAGUAGUCUUUGUGAAAAAAAAAAUUUGUAUUUUUUCUUUUACUGUAAUAAAAACACCCUUCACACAGUCA
Micropterus salmoides (largemouth bass) is the source of this 7066-nucleotide messenger RNA. Its product is annotated as interferon-induced very large GTPase 1-like. Bases 1075 to 5880 code for a protein of 1601 amino acids. The record is from RefSeq and is a predicted model, not a curated record. The transcript has 7 exons. Gene Ontology annotation, molecular function: GTP binding. NCBI's taxonomy places the organism in Eukaryota, Metazoa, Chordata, Actinopteri, Centrarchiformes, Centrarchidae.